CGCGGGGCAGCCCGUCGCGACGGGAGCCGCUCGGAGGCCCCAGAGGCGGGAGCCGACGGCGGGCGCCAUGUCAGUGAGCGCCAUGUUCGUGGAGCUGCAGGGCGCGCUGACGGCCGACCAGGACAUCCGAGAGGAGAUCCGGAAGGUCGUGCAGGCGCUGGAGCAGACGGCCCGCGAGAUGCUGACGCUGCUGCAGGGGGUGCACCAAGGGAACGGAUUCCAAGACAUACCAAAGAAAUGUCAGAAGGCUCGGGAACACUUCGGUACAGUAAGGACACAGAUGGAAUCUCUGAAGACUAAGUUUCCUGCUGAUCAGUAUUACAGAUUUCAUGAGCACUGGAGGUUUGUGCUUCAGCGGUUGGUGUUUCUGGCAGCGUUUGUAGUCUACCUGGAGACAGAAACGUUGGUGACCCGAGAAGCUGUUGCAGAAAUACUUGGGAUUGAAGCUGAUCGGGAGAGGGGCUUCCAUCUGGACAUUGAAGACUACCUUUCUGGUGUCUUAACUCUGGCCAGUGAGCUGGCCAGGCUGGCAGUGAACAGCGUCACAGCCGGUGACUAUUCUCGCCCGCUGCGCAUCUCAACCUUUAUCAACGAGUUGGAUUCGGGCUUCCGUCUCCUCAACCUGAAGAACGACUCCCUGAGGAAGCGUUACGACGGCCUGAAAUACGACGUCAAGAAGAUUGAGGAAGUGGUUUAUGACCUGUCCAUCAGAGGACUCAAUAAGGAGGCAGCGGGUGGCGCGGGUGGAGAGAAAUGAAGGAUGCUGAUUUUAACAGCAUCGUUGAUUACCUCAAAUGGUUGCCAAGUUUGGAGGCAUGCUAGCAAAGCCUUCCUACAGUAGUUUAGAAGAAUGCAGCCGAUAGCUGCUCUCUAUUUUCUUACAAAAGGUGUAGCAUGGGUGUUAGAUCUCAAAAUGUUUUGUAAAAUCAUGUGUAGGUUAGCGCUGCAGGCCCUCUGUUCCCAGUUAAAUUCCUCUGUCAGAACACACGUUGCUGUUCUGUGCACAACAGCAGGUGGUCAGUAACUCCACGAGCCAGAAUUCUCACUGGGUCUGUAGUGUUGCUUCAGUGCUGUGGGAGUUGUGUGCUGCAGCUGUUUCUACUCACACCCCUUGAAAGACGUGUGCACAGCAUGCAGCUUGGUGCCGAUGUUUGUGACAUCUUAAAAGCACAGUCUAUAAACAUCAGUAUGGAUUUUCUAAGACACUGGGUUGUUUUGCUUUUGUUGUUUGUUGUUUUGUUUUUUUUUAAUUUUCACCUACAUCAGUUAAGUGGAACAGAUUUGCAUAAUUUUAUUUACCAGAUCUUUUAGAAUGGCUCCAGUUAGCCUAUCUCCCCUUGGAAUCAGUGCAUUACACCUGGGUGCAUCUUCCUCAUUUUUCCCCUCCAACAUGCCUGCUACCAGAGUGUACAAGGCUUUCUCAACUAUCUGCUUUUACUGGCUGCUGUCUCAUUUACUGACAUGAGUAAAUGUUGAGUUUGAACACAGUCAUUUACAUUAGGAACUCUGUAGCUUUUUUAUUUUCUUUUGAACUAGCAAAGUUUAUGAAUAGAGAAGUGUUAACUGACAAAGUGCAGGUAGGAUUUGAGUUUUAACAAUCUGUAUAGGCCAUGAUUGUUCUGUUUCCUGGGUUUAAAAAGUUCACACAGUAAAAUGUGUGCCCCCCAAAAAGGAAACUUAGUGUCAGAUACUUUGCAUGUGAGAUAUUUGCAGAUACCAACAGCCUUUUCCAUCUGUGCAGAUGGACAGAUCCAUACCUCCCUGUGCAUUUGUUCUCUUGUCCUCGAUGACUUUGAGUCUUUCCACUUUCUUACUUCAGGGGGUGCAGUAGCACAAGAGAGAAGCAGCUUGUUUAGAAGGAGGAAUCUUUCCAGAGGAUGAGUAUGAACAAUCAAGCUUACGUGGGUUAGUUAGGGUUUCAAUUAGUUGACAAACGUUUCCCAUUGUUUCAGUUAUGUUUUUAUUUUGUUUAUUGGAAGGAAAUGGUUUCUUGGUUACUUUGGCCAAUAAAAACUGUUCUUUGGCCAUUUGGUAA
This is a messenger RNA of Lagopus muta (rock ptarmigan), 2035 nucleotides long. RefSeq names its product translin (gene TSN). The transcript is spliced from 6 exons. Gene Ontology annotation, biological process: RNA metabolic process. NCBI's taxonomy places the organism in Eukaryota, Metazoa, Chordata, Aves, Galliformes, Phasianidae. The record is from RefSeq and is a predicted model, not a curated record. The coding region runs from base 68 to 757 and encodes 229 amino acids. Gene Ontology annotation, molecular function: sequence-specific DNA binding; single-stranded DNA binding; RNA binding. Gene Ontology annotation, cellular component: cytoplasm; nucleus.